Molecule: messenger RNA, 787 nt
Organism: Triticum dicoccoides
Lineage: Eukaryota; Viridiplantae; Streptophyta; Magnoliopsida; Poales; Poaceae
Product: mucin-7-like
Exons: 2
Coding region: 53-787 (244 amino acids)
Source: RefSeq, a predicted model, not a curated record
CCGCAGCCACGACGUCACGGCCUGCUCCUCGUGGUGGCCGCGCUGGUGCUCUAUGCCGCGCAGAGCCCCAUCUCGUAGCCGUCGUCGGUCGGCGCGCCCACUGCAUCCCUGCUCCUCCGCCCCGAUGCCGACUAUAGCAACCCUCUCUCCAACCCUAACCCUCUACCUCCCUCAGAUCUCAAUACGCUGCCGCCCCUAUCCCUACCCCCGCGUAGCCCAACCCAAUCCGCCGCCCUCCUCUACCCAGACCCCUCCCCGCUCCGGCGAGCCCGCCAUGAACUGCGUAGGAGGCAGCGCAGCAGGAGCAGCACGGGCUUCACCUCCCCGGGCCGUGUCUCCCCCUUCCACCAUCGCUCCUCCUCCACCUCCUUCGCGGACUCCCUCCCGGGCACCGCCCGACAGCAGCCUCCAUAGGGACGACCUGGACCCGGACCCGAUCGCGGCCACCACGGAGGCCCUCGCCACGGUCGACCUCUCCGACGACCCGGAUGCCACCGCCACCGCCAAGUUCGGCUCCAGCACGCCCCGUCAGGCAGCCAAAGGCGGCAGCGGCAACAUGGCCCCGUCGUCAACGUCACCACAAACUACAACGUCGCCGUCAACGUCCUCAACAGCCUCGAUGAGCCGCUCCUCAUCACCUGGGACGGCAUCCAGCAGCGGAAGAACUGCUGGCAGGACGUCGUGCUGGGCACCAACUGCCACAUCCUGCCCGGAUGGAACUGGACCUACAACUUCCAGGUCAAGGACGAUGCUUGCAAGUCGCUCGACUAUCCAGAAGCUUUGUUGA